AUGUAACCGAAACUAUUCUCGAGGGGUAUUGGAGUACUUUAUGUAAGUUGAGAAAGUAGAUAUAGCAAACAUUGACAGUCGAUUAGCAAGAUUCAAGAACCACUCCGGAUAAGAUAAAUCAGACCAUAAAGAGAUUAUCAAUGGCUUCUCUGGCAUCAAAUUUGUCAUGGAAUUCGUCUUCAUGGCUUAAUAACCGCACCCUAACAAGGAGCACCAACGAAGGCAUCAAAAUUUCCGAUAAAAGCUCAGAUUUUGUAAUUUUGGCUCAAAAGAAAGCGAAGAAAACUCGAAAGAUAAUACUGAUUGAGGAUGUUACUGAUGUGGGGAAGAAAGGGCAGCUUUUGGAUGUCAAAGCUGGGUUUUACCGAAACUUUCUGCAUCCUUCCGGAAAAGCGCGGAUUGUUACUCCCAUUCUUCUCAAGGAAAUGAAGGUUGAAGAAGAGAGAAUUGAGGCUGAAAAGAAACGGGUAAAAGAAGAGGCACUACAACUUGCUAGAAUUUUUGAAACUGUUGGAGCAUUCAAAGUGAAACGUAAGGGAGGGAAAGGAAAGCAAAUUUUUGGAAGUGUUACUGCUCAAGAUCUUGUUGACAUAAUUAAGGCACAACUUCAAAGAGAUAUUGAUAAAAGAAUUGUCACUUUACCCGAGAUCCGAGAAACAGGAGAAUAUAUUGCAGAGUUGAAGCUUCAUCCUGAUGUUACUGCUCAAGUCAGGGCGUAUUUCAAGGAUGAAAACUUUGAGUAGUUUUAGAAUCGCAAAUAGAGCUGCCCAAGUUUCAAGAACAUAUAUUUAUUUUUUCUUUUGUUGUGUUUUAUAUGCUCGCAAUAUAACAUUGGUAUGAACACAUGCUUGCUAUUAUUUGUUGAUAUUUUGGAUUGUUCAUUUCCAAUGAAAUUUCGUGAAACAUUUCUACAUUUAUGGAGCUUUCUUUUUCGGUAAAAAAUAUAUGGAAAUGCCACAAACAAGUUUGGUGCGUUUUAAGAAGUAUAAAGGUAAAAAUUAUGAAGGAAUCGAACGGUUUAUAUUUAGUAGUAGUAGGCGCAAUAUAGCAAAGUAGAUGAGUUUGACAAAAACGGAUGUAAUGAAUUAACAAGUGUAAUUUAAUGUAUACGAGC
Lactuca saligna is the source of this 1114-nucleotide messenger RNA. Lineage: Eukaryota; Viridiplantae; Streptophyta; Magnoliopsida; Asterales; Asteraceae. The record is from the annotation of a GenBank genome assembly.